AAUAGUGCUGUUCUUUUGAAUCCAACACAGUGGUGAAAUGCCAGGAGCUGAAUACUAACUUGCCCGUGAUUAUGAAUUGUUCACAUCCAUUGGGCAACUUCAGUUACAACUCGGUGUGUGACUUUGAUUGCAUGGAAGGUUUUGUAUUGGAAACUCCUGCGAGGCUUCAGUGCAACAAAUCUGGACAGUGGACUGAGGAUAUUCCACUUUGCAACGGUUUUCUAUUUGAGCGUUCAAGACUUACAAAUGAUAUUUUGCUUUACGUGGGUGCAAUCGGAGGAGCUGCUGUAUUUGGUCUCAUUAUUGCGAUGACAAUUAUCUGGAUUAGAAGGAAACUGAAGUCACAAGAGGAUGAUUCAAAAAUGCUAACCUCUAACAGUGUUGAAAUUGCACAAGAUACGUUUGAAAAUCCUACAUUCGUGAAUAAUCUUGCAGGAUGAACAUGAUUUGAACAAGAUCUGUACAAUUAUACAAUGAACAUAUGGCCAAUGAAUGUUGUACCUUCACCAUGCUCUCUUGUCUUCGUGGCAUUCAGGGAUAUUGCCUCAUUGUCUGACUUUAGAUGUGCUAAACUUCCAUCAAAUUGCCAGGAAAACCGAAGCCGAUCCUUUAGCUCCUGGAAACAUUUGGAUCAUUAGCUUUUUUACAUGAACUACCCAAUUCUCAGAAGAGAAAUGCAAUAACUUGAUGUUCUGUGUGAGAUCCUUACAAAGAUCUAUGCAAUAGAACCUCCAUUUAGUCUGUUCCACCAUGCUUUAAAACUGCGCCUUUAAGUCUAUAUAGCCUUCCCCCAUACUUUCAGCCAAAGACGUUACACGUCUCAGUGAAAUUUCAUCUGCUACCUGUCAGCCAAUGCUGGUAGCCUGUCCAGGGCCUAUACAGUUGACUGACAUCUUCGCUAUCAUCAACAAGGUUUGAAAUUCUACUCUGUAUUUCAAUAACCAAUUUGGAUACUAGUACAUGCCUCUGUGGAGUCUGAAUAAUGCCAUUUACUAUAAAUAAUUAAUUUCCAUCCAUAAGUUACUUUUUUUGUCUAAGCUAACACCAAAUCUUCCUAUUUUGUGAGCCUUAAUUUCAUGUGGUACUUUACCAAAUGCUAUCUCAAGAUCCACCUAAACCACAAUGGGGUCCAAUGGACAUGACGACAUCUUUCAUGCGUUCAACACCACUUUUACAAAUGGGCACUUCCUGAGCUGUCACGCAAGAGAUUAUCAGAGAGGAAAUGAUGCAAGAAUAUUCCAAAUGCUCCUUGAAAAGUCGGUGAAAAUUUCAAACCCAUGACUGCUCAAAAUAAAGAAGCAUCGAUAGCACUGAGCCCCUUGCUUUCCUGAAGCGGGUGUGUGUACAUGUCCAGUGAAGAUAGCAGAAGGAGCACAACCUCUCUCAUGCUGCCCAAUGAUCCCUCAGGAAAGCAGAUCUUCCACAGACUAGAGUGGAAAUACAUCAUCCUUGAUUACAAGGGACUGCCUGAAAUGAUCACGACGUUCCCUUCCCUAUGCCAUUGACUCAUCAAAACAAAAUUAAUAAAUUAAUCAAACACAAUCUAUCUUUGCAGAUCUAUACUGACUCUUUAUUAACUCCAACCAAAUGCCUAUUUGCUUUCCCCAAUUAUUGAUUCUGAAACCUUACCCACCACUGACAUUAAACUAACGGAUCCACAGUCACUAGGAAUUCCUUACGUGGCUGGUUGAUAUCUCCUCCAACCACACCUUCUGAUGCUGUAAAUUGCCACUUCUUACUUUCACUAAUGUCCAUACCGUGUUCCUUUAGUACUUUCUGCUCACCGGCCCUCAUUCUUCAUUCGUUUUGUUAGUUCUCCGCUAAAUUCCUGCCCGGUGGAACUGUACUUUAUUUUCUUCCCAACAUUAGAGUUUUUCUCCAAUAAUGGUUUUGUUUCAUACCUCUCCUGUGCAUUGUUCAUUAUAAAUUUAAUGUAAAAUAGUCAAAGGUUUGCUUUUCUAAGUACUUUUUGAAAAUGUAUUUUGUUUAGUGAUUUCUGUAUAUUUGAAUGAUUAACCAAGUUUCUGCCUUUUUUAUGGACGACCUUAUUUUAUUGAGUUUGAGAUGUUAAAUCAACAUAUCUAUAUAUGCUUUCAAGCAGAUCGUGCAAUGAAAUGUUUACAAUGCCCACAGCAGAUAAGUAACUAAAUGAUCAAUUAAAAUUUAAUCAACAUUGUAAUAUCAAAACAUCACAUAACCAGCUGUUUUUAUGUUCAUAGUUCAUUUUAUCAAUAAGUUGGUCAUGCGUAUCAUUGUAAUAAAAUGUACCACUGCACAAAC
This is a messenger RNA of Leucoraja erinaceus (little skate), 2280 nucleotides long. RefSeq names its product P-selectin-like. The record is from RefSeq and is a predicted model, not a curated record. The coding region runs from base 72 to 440 and encodes 122 amino acids. The transcript is spliced from 5 exons. Lineage: Eukaryota; Metazoa; Chordata; Chondrichthyes; Rajiformes; Rajidae.